Messenger RNA from Arxiozyma heterogenica, 1242 nucleotides. RefSeq names its product proteasome regulatory particle base subunit RPT6 (gene RPT6). Bases 1 to 1242 code for a protein of 413 amino acids. Gene Ontology annotation, biological process: proteasome-mediated ubiquitin-dependent protein catabolic process. Lineage: Eukaryota; Fungi; Ascomycota; Saccharomycetes; Saccharomycetales; Saccharomycetaceae. Gene Ontology annotation, molecular function: ATP hydrolysis activity; ATP binding; proteasome-activating activity. Gene Ontology annotation, cellular component: proteasome regulatory particle, base subcomplex. The record is from RefSeq and is a predicted model, not a curated record. The transcript has a single exon.
AUGAGUGCUACUUUAAUCGCUAAUAAUAACAGUAAUAAUAAUGACAUCCCAGACCCUUCUGUCGUCCAUGAGAAUGGUAUUAAACCUUAUUUUGAACAAAAGAUCCAAGAAAUGGAAUUAAAAAUACAUCGUAAGACCUCCAAUCUAAAGAGACUGGAAGCACAAAGAAACAUUCUUAAUGAUAGAGUCCGUUUUAUCAAAGAUGAAUUACGUCUACUACAGGAACCAGGUUCCUAUGUCGGGGAGGUUAUUAAAGUCAUCUCUGAUAAAAAAGUCCUGGUCAAGAUCCAACCAGAGGGGAAAUACAUAGUCGAUAUAUCAAAAGAUAUUAAUAUCAAAGAUUUGAAAGUAUCUCAACGUGUAUGUUUGAAAAGUGAUUCUUACAUGUUGCAUAAGAUAUUGGAAAAUAAAUCAGACCCAUUGGUCUCAUUGAUGAUGGUGGAAAAGGUACCUGACUCCACAUAUGACAUGGUCGGUGGGUUGACUAAACAGAUUAAAGAAAUUAAAGAAGUCAUAGAAUUACCUGUAAAACAUCCAGAAUUGUUUGAAAGUUUGGGUAUUGCACAACCAAAAGGUGUCAUCCUUUAUGGUCCACCGGGGACAGGUAAAACACUUUUGGCAAGAGCCGUGGCACAUCACACAGAUUGUAAAUUCAUUAGAGUCUCUGGUGCAGAAUUGGUACAAAAAUAUAUCGGGGAAGGCUCUCGUAUGGUCCGUGAAUUGUUUAUAAUGGCACGCCAACAUGCUCCAUCUAUUAUCUUUAUGGAUGAAAUUGACUCUAUCGGUUCAAGUCGUGUUGAGAGUACAGGCGGUGGGGAUUCAGAGGUCCAAAGAACAAUGUUGGAGCUAUUAAAUCAAUUAGAUGGGUUUGAAACAUCCAAAAAUAUUAAGAUUAUAAUGGCCACAAAUAGAUUAGAUAUCUUAGACCCUGCACUGUUAAGACCAGGUAGAAUUGAUAGAAAGAUUGAAUUCCCUCCCCCAACAGUGGCAGCAAGAACAGAGAUUUUAAGAAUCCAUUCACGUAAGAUGAAUUUGACUCGUGGCAUCAACCUAAGGAAAAUUGCAGAGAAAAUGAACGGUUGUUCUGGUGCAGAUGUUAAAGGUGUAUGCACAGAAGCUGGUAUGUAUGCAUUAAGAGAAAGAAGAAUUCAUGUAACUCAAGAAGACUUCGAGUUGGCUGUAGGAAAAGUUAUGAAUAGAAAUAAUGACACUACAAUCUCCUCUGCCAAACUAUUUAAAUAA